CCAAAGUUACCACUAGAAGUCGAAUCACGCGGCAUCGUCGCGCAUUGCACUUCUCGAAGCCGCCGUACCCAUUGCUCGUGCGCCAUUUGAUUCCCUAGAAAGCACCUCAUCAUAUUUGCUGGACUCUAUCGCAACCCAUCGCCAUGAACGCCGUACCCAUCACAAAAAAACUGAUAGCCUUUGGGAGCAAGAAGAUAUACCUUCCUAAAUUCACAGUCGCACUCCUUCGUACACCAAACCUUUCCCCGUAUCAUGCCCGCUUCCUCGUCCCGCUCGACUUCUCAAAGUACGACCUUCGCGAUUACCUCUACCACGCCUACAACGUCAAAUGCUUCAACAUCAGAUCGUACGUAAAGCAAAUGCCUGUACGCGAUACGCGCGAACAGCCACGGCAUUGGUUCCGUGAGGACUCGAAGAAGUACAUGACGGUAGAGUUGGAGCAGCCAUUCGUCUGGCCAGAGGUUCCCGACCUAGAGCCAUGGGGCCAACGAGAGAGGAGAGAAGAGAUUAAGCAGGCGGCCAGCCAGAAUGGAGCUGGAGACAUGGCCGAAGCAAGAGAGGCAGCCAGGACGCUACGAGAGCAGGUCAAGAAGUUGCUCGACAAGAAAGUCUCGCGGCCGGAUCCCGAGAUACAGAAGAAGAAGGCAAUGUCUGUAGAGCUCACAGCAGAAGAGUUGGAAGCAGAAAAGCUCAGAGAGCAGGAAGAGGCAAAUCUACAGCGUAUGUCAAGACUAAAGUUGUGGGCGAAGGAACGGACAGGGAAGGCCGUGGAAAGCGAUAAGCCUAGGCGGUAUGCGAUCAAGGUUUGAGGUUGAUCUUGCGUCGUGUAUAUAUGCUUGUACUAUAUUCAUCAGGAUGGAGCAAGAAUCACCAAUACUUUGCAAUACGUGUGAUGACAUGUGUGGUACAACAUGAUGGAGCAAAGUACUCUGAGAAACUUCCGAUUCGACCCAGUUGGGGAGUGUCUUCAUGCCUACAGCUCGUUCUUGGAAGAUGUCGUGAGGCUAUAUGGUAUCAUGUCUUUGCUUUGUCCAGUCUUCGUUGCCUUGUUCCCAGAGAUAUCAUGGAAGGGGACUACAGUGGUGUGAUUCAGAUCUGGUGACCAACUUGACAUGGAAAAUCCGAAACAUGUACGAUCUAGUCUAGUACGUGGUCCAUACUUCAGAAAUUGCAAAAAGUUAGAGAGGCUG
Alternaria alternata is the source of this 1190-nucleotide messenger RNA. Its product is annotated as mitochondrial ribosomal protein subunit L23. Gene Ontology annotation, cellular component: ribosome; mitochondrial large ribosomal subunit. Gene Ontology annotation, biological process: mitochondrial translation. The record is from RefSeq and is a predicted model, not a curated record. Bases 144 to 809 code for a protein of 221 amino acids. Gene Ontology annotation, molecular function: structural constituent of ribosome. The transcript is spliced from 2 exons. Lineage: Eukaryota; Fungi; Ascomycota; Dothideomycetes; Pleosporales; Pleosporaceae.